AUGGCGAAUCUCGUGGAAGCCGCGUCGCAGCAGCAGUUUGAGGAAAUCUUGGCUAAAUCUGGAAAAUGCCUGACUGUGGUGCACUUCCAAGCGGCGUGGGCUCCGCAGUGCGAGCAGAUGAACGACGUGAUGGCCGUGUUGGCGACGCAGCACGCGAGCAGCACGUUCGUGAAGCUUGAGGCCGAAGCGGUGCCGGAGGUUUCGGAGAAGUGCGAGAUCACCUCCGUGCCCACGUUCGUGUUCUUCCGCGCGGGGGAAAGGGUGGACAGGCUGGACGGGGCCAACGCUCCGGAGCUCACCAAGAAGGUUCAGAAACUGUCUGUAGCCGGUGGAAGUGCCGCUGCUGAACCGGGCCCAGUGGAUCUGAACCAGCGUCUGAAGAAACUCAUCAACAGCGCCCCUUGCAUGCUGUUCAUGAAAGGCGCGCCCCAAGAGCCGCGCUGCGGCUUCAGUCGGCAGAUCAUCGCCAUUUUGAAAGACCACGAUAUCCAGUUCAGCAGCUUCGAUAUCCUUUCUGACGAGGAGGUGCGACAAGGCUUGAAAACCUACUCCAACUGGCCCACGUACCCGCAGCUGUACGUGAACGGCGAGCUAAUUGGCGGGUUGGAUAUCGUGAAAGAAUUAGCCGAAUCGGGGGAGUUGGCGACCACAUGUCCCAAAGCGGUUUCUUUGGAGCACCGCCUGAAAACCAUCAUCAAUCAAAACCUAGUCAUGCUGUUUAUGAAGGGAAACAAGGAGGGAGCAAAGUGUGGCUUCUCGCGGCAGAUUUUGGAGAUUUUGAACGAGACCGGCAUCAAUUAUGAUACGUUUGACAUUCUACAAGACGAAGAGGUGCGACAAGGUUUGAAGACCUACUCCAACUGGCCCACCUACCCGCAGUUAUACGUGAAGGGGGAGCUGGUCGGAGGACUGGACAUUGUCAAAGAGCUGAAGGAAAAUGGAGAGCUAAAGUCUGUACUGCAGGGAGAGUCCUAAAAGUGAAAACCAUUGAGAUUUAAGGGGCCACUCAUUGCAAGGAAAUAACCUCUAUUAACUACUGUGUUUUGGAGCAAACAAAAGAAGCUAACCCCCAAGUGAACUGUCCAUUUGAGAGACUAGUGCUAAAACAACACAUUUAAAAUUAACAGUAGAGGUGAGCAAUAUACAAAUCUUAAAUAAAAUUGCGAUCUUCCA
This is a messenger RNA of Periophthalmus magnuspinnatus, 1173 nucleotides long. It is a transcript of the gene glrx3, whose product is annotated as glutaredoxin 3. The transcript has 2 exons. The coding region runs from base 1 to 975 and encodes 324 amino acids. The record is from RefSeq and is a predicted model, not a curated record. Lineage: Eukaryota; Metazoa; Chordata; Actinopteri; Gobiiformes; Gobiidae.